Messenger RNA from Choloepus didactylus (southern two-toed sloth), 2170 nucleotides. RefSeq names its product thyroid hormone receptor interactor 6 (gene TRIP6). The transcript is spliced from 9 exons. Gene Ontology annotation, biological process: positive regulation of non-canonical NF-kappaB signal transduction. The record is from RefSeq and is a predicted model, not a curated record. Lineage: Eukaryota; Metazoa; Chordata; Mammalia; Pilosa; Megalonychidae. The coding region runs from base 260 to 1696 and encodes 478 amino acids.
UGCAGAAGGGGGCCAACUCGGGGAGGGACGGCAGUUUAGGGCCUAGGGGGCCACGUGACCCUCCCCCAGGAAUGCGGUGACGUCAUCGGAGGCGUGGCCGUCCCCAAAAUUGGGGAGGAAGGGGGGAAAAAAAAGAGCAAGAAAAAGUUUCUUUCCUGGAGUUCCAAACGAGGUGUGGAGCGGCAGAGGGGGGCACGGCUAGAGGGCUCCCUGGGGUGGGUCAGGGGACCGCUCUCUGGAGCCUCCCCCAUCCCAGGCCAUGUCGGGGCCCACCUGGCUCCCCCCGAAGCAGCCGGAGUCCGCCCGAGCCCCUCAGGGGAGAGCAUCCUCCCGAGGCUCCCCGGGGCCGCCGCCAGCCCACGGAGCAGCACUCCAGCCCCAUCCCAGGGUCAAUUUUUGCCCCCUCCCAUCUGAUCAGUGUUACCAGGCCCCAGGGGUAUUGGAGGAUCCGGGGCCGGCCUGGGUGGGGCCCCAUGGAGUGCCCCAGCGUGCGCAGGGGCUCCCUCCAGAUAGGGGGGGCUUACACCCAGGAAGUCUGGAUGCUGAGAUAGAUUCUCUGACCAGCAUGCUGGCUGAGCUGGACGGGGGUCGUGGUCACGCCCCACGGCGACCAGACCGACAGGUUUAUGAGUCCCCCCAGCCCCCAGCCUACCGCUCGGGCUCCCUGAAGCCGAAUGGAGGGGGUGUUCCAGCCCCGCAGCUCCCAGCAGCCCCCUAUGGGGGUCCUACUCCGGCCUCCUAUGCCACUGCCAGCACCCCUGCUGGCCCAGCCUUCCCUGUGCAAGUGAAGGUGGCACAGCCGGUGAGGGGCUGCGGGCCGCCGAGGCGGGGGGCCUCUCAGGCUGCUGGGCCCCUCUCGGGCCCCCACCUUCCUGUCCUAGGCCGAGGGGAAGUCUGGGGAGCUGGCUAUCGGAGCCACCGGGAGCCAGGGGGUAAAGAGGAGGUGGCUGGGGUCUCUGGCCUGGCUGGAGGAGGAAGAGGAGGCCGGUAUGGGCCCCAGGUCCCUCUGAGCCAGCCUCCCGAGGAGGAGCUGGAGAGGCUGACCGAGAAGCUGGUGCACGACAUGAACCACCCACCCAGUGGGGAGUACUUUGGCCGGUGUGGGGGCUGCGGAGAAGAUGUGGUCGGGGAUGGGGCUGGGGUCGUGGCUCUCGACAGAGUCUUCCACGUCGGCUGCUUUGUCUGUUCCACGUGCCGGGCCCAGCUCCGGGGCCAGCAUUUCUACGCCGUGGAGAGGAGAGCAUAUUGCGAGAGCUGCUACGUGGCAACUCUAGAGAAGUGCUCCACGUGCUCCCAGCCCAUCCUGGACCGGAUCUUGCGGGCCAUGGGGAAGGCUUACCACCCUGGCUGCUUCACCUGUGUGGUAUGCCACCGUGGCCUCGAUGGCAUCCCCUUCACAGUGGACGCCACCAGCCAGAUCCACUGUAUUGAGGACUUCCACAGGAAGUUUGCUCCACGGUGCUCGGUGUGUGGCGGGGCCAUCAUGCCUGAGCCAGGCCAGGAGGAGACUGUGCGAAUUGUUGCUCUAGAUCGUAGUUUUCACAUUGGAUGCUACAAGUGUGAGGAGUGUGGGUUGCUGCUCUCUUCUGAGGGUGAGUGUCAGGGCUGCUACCCGCUGGAUGGACACAUCCUGUGCAAGGCCUGCAGCGCCUGGCGCAUCCAGGAACUCUCAGCCACUGUCACCACCGAUUGCUGAGUCUUUCUAGAAGCAUCGGCUGCAUUCUCAGCUCCCAUUGACCACCCUUCUGACAUCUACCUUUACAACUGUGUCAUCAGAUGCUGUCUCUUCCUCUAUUCAUGAAAUAAUAUUCCCUCAAGAGUUUACAAAACACUUUCAAGCCUAUUGUCUCAUCUGAUUCUCACAGCAGCCCGACACAAACAAGCACAACUGUUAUCACUGACAUUUUUACGUGUGAGAACACAAGCGCUAAUAAGUCACUUCCCCAGAUUGUACGGUUCCCAAAUGGCAGAACCAAGAGUUGAACCUGGGUCUCGUUACCCCUCCCUGGUCCAGUUAUUUUUGCAACUCUACUAUACUCUUUUUUGCGUUGCUCGGUGUAAAGACAUCUCUCCUCUCCGUGCCGGGAGCAAGAGUGCAGCAAGCUCCAAGGAGGCAACAUUUCCUACUAGUAGCUCUCACACUCAGUUGAUUAAAAAGGGCUUGAUGUUA